AUGAUGCAGUACUGGUGUAGCGUGGUUCUUCUCGGCGCUGUAUUUAUAACCUCGGACGCUGCCGGUCUCCAGGUGCAGUACCUGGUCAUCCUGCCCAAUGACCCCAGUUUCGGGCCGUCCAUCCCGCGGACGGGCGGCGCGUUGAACUAUAGUCUGCAGCUGGUCAACCGGAAAUACGGCGGCUUAUACGAUAUCCGCUUUACGGCGCUGUACCUGGCGGAACCGGCACGCAGUACCUGCGGGUACUUGAACGGCGCGUCGCCGCGACUACUGGCCGAGCAUUAUUUCCGGGACCAGGUGAAAUCGGACGGGGUCAUGUGCCACGCGGUCAUCAUGGCUGCCUGUUCCAGCCUGCAGAUCCAGAACAUUGCCAGCUUAGCUAGAGAGUUUGGGAUGACGUUGUUCGUCAACGGCAUCGGCUUCCCGGAUUACGUGGACGAGCAGGCGUACCCCAGCUCCAUCAUGAUCGGCGGCACGUACGGCGCCGUGGCGGAGGCGGUGCUGGGCGUGGCCGGGCACUUCGCCUGGCGCCACCUGUCCAUCCUGCGCGACAACGCCACCUUCACGGUGCUCUACUCGCUCUUCGACAAGGGCAUGCACGAGCAGGCCGGACAGCAGCCGCGCGGCGAGGAUACCGGCUUCCGGCUGGAGACACUGCUCUUUAAUGGCACCGACAACGACUCCAUCGAGGUGGCGCUUAUCAGCGCCAGACGCCGCAGUCGAGUGAUCAUCCUCAUGUGCGAUACAUCGGUGGCGCGGCGAGUUUUGGCGUUGGCAGCAGCGCGCGGAUUUGACAACGGCCAAUAUGUGUUUCUCAACGUGCAGGGCAUGCAGCAAGCCGGGUCGUACGGGCGCUUCUCCGAUUUCGACAAUCCAUCACCCGAGCUGCUGAACAUCAGUCGCUCGACGUUCUUCCUGGUGAGCCACACGGAAAGCAAGGGAAAGCACACCACCAACGACUACCUCAUCGCCUACGCCAAGCGGGUCUCCAAUUUCACCUUUCCCGACGACGAAAAGCCGUUGGACGCCUUCGCCGCGCAGAACUCGGUCAACGCGGUGGAAGUGUACGCCAAAAUGGUCACGGAGUCGCUGGUGACGGACGGCGUCCACGCCUGUCGCCAGACCGGGUUCACGCGCGCCGCCGCCGCCAAUAAGACCUUCACCACCUCCUUGGGCCAGGUGCACAUUGACGCCCAACGCACGCACAGUUUAGACGUGGACGUGUAUGCAUUCGACCUUGAUAGUCUGACUAUGCAGCAGUACGCGCUGUACGAUUCGCAAUCGCGCGGCCUGAACCUAACGGACGCCGUGAACAUCAGCUGGCUGGCGGGCGGCGUCCCCCCGGAUGUGCCGGUCUGCGGCUACUCCGACGCCGAAGGACCCUGCGCCGUUACCGGCAGUCCCGGUAUACACACCGUGUGCCUCUUCCCCGUGACCUUUAGCGUGACUAUUUCCGUUGCAGGCGUCAGUCCGCUGACCAUUGUCAUCGCCGUGGUCUGUGGCACGAUCCUGGCCUUCUUCAUGCUCAUCAUCACACAGUACGCGCGCCGCCUGCUGGCUAAUACGCGGCCCUGGUGGCUCAUCUCGGCGGACGAUUUCGCCCGCGACUCCACCGCCAGUCUGAGCAUGAUCUCGGGCAAGAAGUACGCCAUCUGGAAAGGUCAACCAGUGUGGAUCAAGCCGGUGCCGCUGCACGGGAAGCCGGUGUUUCGACAGCUGUGCAGCACCAUCCAGCUGCUGGAGGUACCAUUACUAAUGCAUACGAAAUUAAACAAAAACUGUUCUUGCACCAGAAUGUCAACCGGUUUCACGGCGUCGGCUUCACCCAUCAAGAAAUUCUCCUGA
Paramacrobiotus metropolitanus is the source of this 1845-nucleotide messenger RNA. RefSeq lists its product as uncharacterized. The coding region runs from base 1 to 1845 and encodes 614 amino acids. The transcript has 12 exons. Lineage: Eukaryota; Metazoa; Tardigrada; Eutardigrada; Parachela; Macrobiotidae. The record is from RefSeq and is a predicted model, not a curated record.